GAGUUUAGACUAUUCUAGGGGCUACAGGGUUGAUUUUGUUCCUAAAGAGGAUUGAUUGGUAGAGCUUAUGCCUUAGAACAAAUGAAGGGCUGAUUGAUGAGAUAUCCUUUUAUUUCUUAUUCUAGUGAGAACACAGCGAGCACGUUGCGGCUAGUGUUUGGAAUACGGACCGUAACGGCAGACAUACCCCAGAAUUUGGUCCGUAAACUUCAGAAGAUCAUUCGGCACGAAGAAUAUAAUCCGCAGAAUGCGCACAACGAUAUCGCCUUGAUACAAGUGGACAAACCUAUUGAAUUCAACAGCGAGUCUCAAGUCGCUUGUAUUCCCAUGCCGUCUGCUCAACUUCAGCACUUUACAGAGUGUUACAUUGCAGGAUGGGGUAGUCAUGAUGAAUCUGCGGAACCAGUGAGAAUCAUGCAGGAAGCAAAGGUUGAGCAAAUUGAUGCCAAAGUCUGCAAUGGCACCAAAUGGUAUAAAGGAAGAUUAGGAGAUUCUAACCUGUGUGCCAGCCAGAAGGCAGGGGCCACUUACAGCUGCCAGGUAUGUGUUAUUAUAUUGUGCAUAUCAUCUGCUGGGAUGAUUGUUUCCUAGGGAUGAGUGCUUUUUAUCAUUACAAUUUACCAACUUCAAUAUUAAUCGUUUUAAUUGUAUAUAGUGCAAUUGCAUUGACCAUAACUAAAGCUAAAAUGUGCAAGGACCAUUAUUAUUAUUAUUGUUAGUAUAAUACAUCACAGUGGGAUGAAGUUAUGUUUUUGUUCAGUGAAAUUAAUAUUCAUAUUUAUUUUUCUCUUUCUAUUUUAGGGUGACAGUGCA
Xenopus laevis (African clawed frog) is the source of this 813-nucleotide messenger RNA. Its product is annotated as acrosin-like. Bases 97 to 591 code for a protein of 164 amino acids. Lineage: Eukaryota; Metazoa; Chordata; Amphibia; Anura; Pipidae. The transcript has 2 exons. The record is from RefSeq and is a predicted model, not a curated record.